GUUUGAAGUAUAAAUAUUGAAGUAUACAUUCGUGAAUUUAGUUACGGCUUAUUUUGGAAUUUGGACAAUAAAAAAAAAUGGUUAAAACUUAGGCUUUAUAAAAAAAAUUGAUUGAAUAUUUAGUAAAUAAUAAAGAGGUCAUCGUAAUAUUUUAUUUAAGAGUAGGUUGUAAGGUGUAAAACACAUAGAGAAGAUUAAUUUUCCGUUAUGAGGUGCUUACCUAAGGAUAUGUAACGAAUAGAUGCAAAGUAAUUCCUCGUACUUAACAAGUUAUAAGUCAUACAAAAAGUUCAAAAUGAUCCCAUUUGCAACUGCUGUUUUCUCUAGAUAUGUAGGCAGUAGAUAUUUCCAGAUAAGGAGUACUACAUCUUUCUAUUUAAGCACAUCUCGAAUUUGUAGGAAAGUUAACUUUAAAAUAGGAUUCAGUACAAAAACUAUAAGAUACCUACAUGUUUCUACGUAUAAUAAUUGUAAAAGUGAAGUAAAGAAAUCGCAAGAACAAGAACAGGCCAAAGAAAAUAAUUCACUUAAAGUGUCUGAAAUCAUUACUAAAAGUAAAGAUAAGAUAGUUGUUAAGACUGAGACUGAUGAGAGUAAAAAAGUAACAAAGGUGACAAUAGAAAAGCCAAAAGAAGCAGCAAGUUCUCCCACUCAGACAGUUGCCCCGCCAGUUAAGAAGAGGCUUCUUAUUGAUUUUUCUGCAUCAUAUACGGAAAGGAAUUUUAUUACACCAAUGCGGGCCAUGACUGAAUAUCUAUUGAAACAAUCUGAUCUUGAGUCAUUACCAAAAGUACUGCGAAGGUCUCCUUAUGAAUCAGAACCACCCAUAACUGUAUACUACAGAAAGGAUGUUGAAGCUAAAGCCAUUGAAGUUUGGACAUCAAAAGAAAGUUUGGAAAAAGAACUGUUAAGGAGAGAACUAGAUAGAAGGAGAUAUGAACAAGAUGUUUUUACUGUAAAACGAAGAUUAAGAAAUUAUAGGCGAGAAAUGGGACACAAACGUUUAAAACAUGGAGUUGAAGAAAUGGGUCUGAAAACAGUAUCGGGGCGAGUUGUUCUUACUGCUGUGGCAAUCAAUGGAUGCAAUUUUGUUUUCAAGCUCUGUGCAUGGCUGUACACCGGUUCUCAUAGUUUAUUCUCGGAAUGCAUUCAUUCAUUAGCAGAUACAGUAAACCAGUUAAUUUUGGCUUAUGGAAUACAUAAAUCUGUGCAGAUUGCAGAUCCCGACCAUCCAUAUGGCUACACAAACAUGAGAUAUGUGUCAUCACUGAUUUCUGGUGUUGGUAUCUUCUGUGUGGGCUGCGGCCUUUCCUUCUAUCAUGGUGUCACUGGAAUAUUGGACCCGCAGCCACUUCAUGAUUUUUAUUGGGCGUAUUUCGUAUUGGGCGGAGCUGUCGUCUCCGAGGGCGCCACUCUAAUGGUAGCUUUGAGUGCGAUCAGAAAGGGAGCUAAAGAAGCCAACAUGUCAUUGUAUGAUUAUGUGAUUCGAAGCUCAGAUCCGUCUGUAAAUGUGGUAUUAUUCGAAGAUACCGCUGCAGUAGCGGGCGUAAUAGUGGCUGGUAGUUGUAUGGCAAUAUCGCAGUAUACUGGCAACCCUCUGCCGGAUGCCAUCGGUUCGUUGCUUGUGGGCACACUGUUGGGUGGUGUUGCCUCAUUUAUCAUUUUGAGUAAUGUUGGUGCUUUGAUUGGGAGAUCAAUCCGCCAAGAGCAACUGGAUGAGAUAAAUAGCGUGUUAGAGAGAGAUUUCAUGAUCCGAGCCAUUCACGAUGUAAAGGGAAUCGAUAUUGGCAGCAAUCUUAUAAGAUACAAGGCGGAAGUCGACUUCGACGGUAGAGCCCUAACGCGAUCUUAUUUGGAGAAACACGAUCUGAAUGCAUUGUUAGAGGAUAUGAAUAAAAUUCACACAAUAGACGAUGUCGAAGCUUUCCUUCUGAAGCACGGGGAGAACAUAGUUGACAUGUUGGGAGGAGAGAUUGAUAGGAUAGAAUUGAAGUUACGGAAAAAGUUUCCUCAAAUACGACACUGCGAUUUGGAGAUUCUAUAGAGGUUAGAAUUUAUAUUUAAUCUUUAGGUCAUUGCUGAAAAUUAGAACAAUUAUUUAUUUCUAAUAACUAUUUUGACAAUUAUGCGUGUUUGAAAAACUUAAUGUAAUUCAAAUAUGUUAUCUGUGCCCUUAGCACGAAAAAAAGAACAAUGUAAUUCAUUCCGAUAACACUGUCAAUGUCAAAAAAGCUUCUAAAUUUGAAUUUUCCGCCAUUCUCAAAUCAAAAGGGAACGGAAGAGAAGAACACAAAAAAAUUCAAAGCUUAUUAAAUAUAUCCAAUUCGACUUAGGGUUCAAGAAAAGAGCGUACCAAUUCCUAUGGCCGUGGAGUGUCCAUGGAUCCAUCAGUUAACAUCAGGUGAGCCUCCUUCCCGUUUGCCUUCUGUUACAUAAAAAAAAAAAUAUAUAUAUAUUUUGUAAUUGUAAUAUAACGUGAUAAAUGUCACAUCUAUUUGUUUUAAGCUAAACAUUCAUCAAUCAACUAAUUUGAAUAAUUGGUUUAGUAUGAAUGCUCUGCUGAUACUUGUAGUAUUAACGUGUAUGAAUACGACAAAAGUAAGUGUUAUAAAGGAUAUAUGCGUUUCAUCAAGUCUCGCGUAUUUUUGUUAAAAUUUUAUUUAUUUAUAUGUUAAGUCUCUUUGGAAUGUUUAAUACGAAUUCCUAUGCAUAGAGUAUAUAUGUGUAUUAUGUUAUUCAUAAACACGAGAGAAGUGCCUCGUCUAUGUAUAAUUAAAAAAAAACUUGAGCGUUCAGUAAGUUUAUGAAUAAAUAAAUAAAAAUAUCAGGUCAAAAGGUAAAAGAGUAAAAAUUCACAGGGUUCUAGUACCAGGGAAAAGAAAACUCCAAUAAGUACUCGGUUACUUGAACUAAUGUAUAUAUUCAAAAUUGCAUUAAAAUUAUUACAGCAAAUAUCACGAAUUAUAUUUUUCUUACGACUGUGCUUAUCCACUAAGUUAACAAUAUAAACUCUAUACCUUUUUAAUAUCUGUGGUAUUCCAAAACGUCAUUAUGAUUAGAAAUGUCAAAAAUGAUAUUUUGCGAGUGAAAGAUUUUAUCCUUUACAUAUAUGACACGAUGAAUUAUCUGUAAUUUUUUCUGUGAUGUUGUAAAUGCUUUAUUGAUAAGUAUAACUUUACAUUUUAAUUUAUGCGAACUGUAAUUACUACUAUGUAAAUAAAUCUGUUACAGAU
Molecule: messenger RNA, 3233 nt
Organism: Pieris brassicae (large cabbage white)
Lineage: Eukaryota; Metazoa; Arthropoda; Insecta; Lepidoptera; Pieridae
Gene: ZnT49B
Product: zinc transporter 9
Exons: 12
Coding region: 242-2044 (600 amino acids)
Biological process (GO): transmembrane transport; zinc ion transport
Cellular component (GO): membrane
Molecular function (GO): monoatomic cation transmembrane transporter activity
Source: RefSeq, a predicted model, not a curated record